AUGGCCGAGUCAGAUAUUGAGGUGGCCACCGAUGUGGUGCUUUCCCAUCCGAAAACAGGCGCUGGCUUGCAUGCUAAAGCUCAACCUGCGCAAAGCCAAGAAACAAGUACCUUUCAAGUCGUGUCUGGUGUCCAUCUAUUUAUCGUUGGUUAUCUGAUCCGCCGAACAGGGCGUUUCAAGUGGACAUUUUACUUUUCCAUUCCGAUUUACAUCUUUGGUUUAGGGUUGAUCAUUUACUUCCGUCGUCCUAAUCAGAAUAUCGGCUAUCUUGUCAUGUGUGAGAUCUUUAUUGCUAUUGAUGGAAGUGUUUUCACAAUUUUAACUCAACUGGCCGUGCUCGUGGCUGUCGAUCAACAGCAUGUCGCUGCUGUAAUUGCUUUGCUAUACGUCAUUGGCUCUGUGGGGGACGCUAUUGGCGGUGCUGUAUGUGGUGCUAUCUGGACGAACACAUUUACCAAAGCCCUGGAACGUUACCAACCGGCAUCUGCUCUGCCAAAUUUGGCGAGAAUUUAUGAAGUCUUAUUGUGCAGCUUUCUUACCCCGUUGGAAGCCGCGAGCGACUUGCAAUCCAGGAAGCUUUGGUAUGCGCAGACGAGAAUGUUGGCUGCUGGAGUUGGAGUUUUUGAGUUAGCCUUCAUCUAG
Messenger RNA from Talaromyces atroroseus, 642 nucleotides. RefSeq names its product Siderophore iron transporter mirB. The transcript has 2 exons. NCBI's taxonomy places the organism in Eukaryota, Fungi, Ascomycota, Eurotiomycetes, Eurotiales, Trichocomaceae. Gene Ontology annotation, biological process: transmembrane transport. Gene Ontology annotation, molecular function: transmembrane transporter activity. The record is from RefSeq and is a predicted model, not a curated record. Bases 1 to 642 code for a protein of 213 amino acids.